UCGAAAUAAAGAAUAAAGAAGAUUUAUAUUUGUUUACUAUUUCAAUCCUUUGCCAUCCGUCUAUAUUUUUAAACAUUGCUGUUUUAAAAGAGCGAAAUAAACGGGCCUGUCUUUAUUUUUUUCUAAAUCUGCAAUUCUUUUCCAAAUCUGUAAAUUAUGGCCGACGAAGAUUCGAACUCCAGGAGUCGUGAAAACAGCAUCUCAGAGUCUCCAGGCCUAGAUGGGGAAUUUAGUUGGCCUAAGUCAUUAGAACGGUUAGAUUCGUCAAGCAACGACGGUGUGUUAGGUUUAGAAACAAGUUUAGAUCCAAGUCUCGAUGUUUUGGAUGUCUCCGGAGAUCAUGGAAACGACGUUGAUGACCCGGAACUUGAAGCAAUCAAAGCUAGAGUGAAGGAAAUGGAGGAAGAAGCUGAAAAACUGAAAGAUAUGCAGAAAGAAAUUGAAGGAUCUUUGAAUCUAAGCGCCAGCCCAACUACAGCAGCACUUCCAACUCUCGAAGAAAAACAAGAGGUUGAUGCAAGAUCAGUUUAUGUUGGAAAUGUAGAUUAUUCUGCAACUGCUGAAGAACUUGAACAACAUUUCCACGGAUGUGGAUCAGUAAACAGAGUAACGAUACUAUGUGAUAAAUACACUGGACAUCCAAAGGGUUUUGCCUACGUUGAAUUUGCCGACAAAGAAAGCGUGAACAAUUCCACUGCUUUAACAGACUCGCUUUUUAAAGGUCGACAGAUCAAGGUUGUACCAAAAAGGACCAACCAACCAGGCAUCAGCUCAACAGACCGUGGAUUCUCCAGAGGCCGGGGACGUGGUAGAUCUCGUGGUUUUCAUAGUCCUGGGUACUAUCCAGGUUACAGACCAAGGAUUCGAGGACGUGGAAUGUAUAGGCCUCGACGAAGAGGAUGGUAUCCUUACUGAAUGGACAACAAAGUUAUUUAUUUGGAUGGUUUGAGUUGAUAAAUUUUUGUUUCAAUUUGCCCCUAAUUUUCUAUAUCUUUCUGUAUUAAAAAAACGCCUUGUCUCCUUCAUUCCCCCAGUUUUAAUAAUUUAACAUGAUUAAACUUUAACUGUCCUAAUUUUAACAGUUUUUUGUUUUUUAGCCACUGUUGCCCUUCUGUGGAUUUUUGAGGUGAUUAUUACUUGGAUAUUUUGUAUAAAGAACUCCCUUUCCUGUAUCUUUCCUCUCUAGACACUUCCAGGAAUAUUGCUCUUCUGUGGUAUUUUAGUUAUGUUUCUAAUAAAUUUCUAAAGGUUGUAACAAAGGAAAGUGAUGAAAAAAGGAAAAAAUAGAUGAAAAAAAAAGAAAAAAAACAAAAGAAAAAAAGAAAAUAAAAAAGAGAAAAUAUUAAGAGAUAAAGUUAGAAAAACAGAAAAAAUGUUUGGAUAAAAAAGGCCAUGAGAGACUUACCAUUGUGUAUAGUGUAAGUUGAUUAUCUUUGAAAUCCAUAUCUUAAACAGAAGCAGGAGAUCCAGGAAAAAAUCAAGUCAAGAAAUACAUAUUUUGAAGUCAAAUUCAAGAACAAGUUGUAAUCAAACUUUGAGUUUAAGAUCUGUCAUUGUAUAGCAUGGAUUUGACUUCAGUUUCUUUAUACUUGGGAGAUGGUUAAAGAACUGUGGAAAAGGAAGAUCAGUUGUUUUGAUGAGAAAGACAGAAAUAUCAAACCUGGUCAUAUUUCAUCACAUUGGUGAAUUUGUUUUCCCACAAUAUGCAUGGGUCUGGUUCACAAUUGUCCUAAGAAUCAGGGAUUUGUUGUAUUCAUUUUCAUCAGAAAAACUGGUAGCAAAGAUCAUAGAGAUAUGGGAAUUGAUGAUUCUUAGGACAGGUGGGAACUAUAUACCUAGCAGUUUGUGUAUAUUUUGAUGCUAAAAAUAAAUAUUUCCCUGUCUCCUGAUAA
Molecule: messenger RNA, 1892 nt
Organism: Dendronephthya gigantea
Lineage: Eukaryota; Metazoa; Cnidaria; Anthozoa; Malacalcyonacea; Nephtheidae
Product: polyadenylate-binding protein 2-like
Exons: 7
Coding region: 157-915 (252 amino acids)
Molecular function (GO): RNA binding
Source: RefSeq, a predicted model, not a curated record